CACCCACCACCCACCUCCACCAGCAUCCCCGCCAUCUAGACUGGACCCUUUCUUUCCGACUUUCUUUUUUCACUUCUUUCCCUUCUAUUCUGCUGCUGCUGCUGCUUGAUUACCUACUUGCACGCACACAUGGAAUUUCCUUCCUUUUGCAGCGGUUCCUCUCUCCACAUUUAAAGCAGCAAUGAUGUGAUGGUUAUGUGCCUAGCUAACUGCUUCCACAUAUGUACGUAUUUAUUACCAGCCGCCCCGCGCACCAAUGCCCUCUCCCCUCCCCUCGGAGAAGAACACUUCAGCAGACUCCACUCCCUGGAUUGUGUGGGCAUGGCGGCGGCUGAGAUCCCGGCGAAAUGCAGGUUACAUCCAUCAGUGCGAAGGGUAAGGGAAGGGAAGGGGAAGGGAAGGUAUGUAUGAUAUGUAGAGCGAUGCUCCAGCAGGCAGGCAGACAGCUCUUUAGCUCAGGCACAGCG
This is a messenger RNA of Tricharina praecox, 467 nucleotides long. RefSeq lists its product as uncharacterized. The transcript has a single exon. Lineage: Eukaryota; Fungi; Ascomycota; Pezizomycetes; Pezizales; Pyronemataceae. The record is from RefSeq and is a predicted model, not a curated record. The coding region runs from base 190 to 411 and encodes 73 amino acids.